AUGAGCUCAAGGCAUUAUUGUCCAGAAUGUGACCAACCUUUUAUUAAUGUUAAUAAAUCAGAACUUUCCGAGGUUGGAACUUUAUUUACCGCAAAUUGGAUUAAAGGUCCGAAUGAUACUUGGGAUCCGGUAGAAGGUGAAUACGUUGCUAGAAGGGGUUUACUUAAGGUCGCAUUAACUUCCCUUGGAGGUUCCCCAUCACUUUUCUUGAAGGAGUCAGUUACGAGUAAUUUGAUGAUGGUGGCGGAGACGGUGGAGUGGGACGUACGUCACUACGUUUCACAUCAUCAUACGCGUCUUACAUGGCAAAAUAAAUUAGCCAUUUUACAUACGAUAUCUAGUGCUUUAGAGAUCGUUAAAAGCGAGAAAUCAACUCAACAUACAAUAAAAUCUCAUAUUGAAGUUUCGGUUAAUGAAUUAGGAUUAGGUGAAGGAAAGGAAUUGAUCCCAGUUAUAGGACAUUAUAGAUAUGAUCUCUUACCAUUCAUCGCACCUGAAAUCAUUGAUGGGGAGGAGUAUAAUCCAAAGGUUGAUGUAUAUACAUUCGGGAUGCUUAUGUGGGAAUUUUCUUCAAAUAGACCUCCAUUUUAUGAUCAACCUCACGAUGCCAAGCUCAUAUCUUCAAUUUGUAAUGGGUUCAGACCAAAUUUACGUCAUGAUACACCCGAAUGUUAUGGUGAAUUAAUGGAAAAAUGUUGGAGUUCUUAUCCUCAAGAUAGACCAACAAUUUCAGAAGUUGUAAAGAAAUUAAGUGAAUGGCACGUUUAUGGAAAUGAUAAGGAUCAUUUUGUUAAUGCCGAAUCAAAAAGGAUUAAAAGGGUUUUGGCUAAAGGGUUAAACCCUAAUCCUGCUGGAAGAAUGGUCGCUCCUCCUAAAAUACAUCCUCAAGCUAUUUAUACUAGUAGAUUAUUAAAAUUUCCCGCCCUUCCCGUUCCGAGAAAUUCUCCAAUACCAACUCCAAGACGAUCUCAAUCUCAUAAUGAACAUGAUUAUGGACGUACGCAGAUGAGCAAUCAAGAUUUAGCCGCAAUUCUUAUUCGAGAUGAAAGUUUCUUUUCAACCGGAUUACUUAUGCAAAGACGUUCACUUUAUCCCGAAGAAGAACCCGAGUCAGAGGAUGAAGAUAUCAUAAAACAAUACGAACUUUCCAUUCCUUCUAAUUAUAAUAGUUUGGAUAAUUUCGGUAGCACAAGCAGUUCCAAAAACAUAGAACCACCAUCUAAAAGCCUCACAAUUAUAACUGAACACAUGACUGAUGAACCAGAAGUCUCCGAAGAAUUAAUUCGAACGCCAAUUACAAGUUGUUUAAGCCCAACCACCUUUAACAUAAUUAAAGAAUAA
Molecule: messenger RNA, 1341 nt
Organism: Funneliformis geosporum
Lineage: Eukaryota; Fungi; Glomeromycota; Glomeromycetes; Glomerales; Glomeraceae
Source: the annotation of a GenBank genome assembly